Molecule: messenger RNA, 627 nt
Organism: Hibiscus syriacus
Lineage: Eukaryota; Viridiplantae; Streptophyta; Magnoliopsida; Malvales; Malvaceae
Product: transcription factor bHLH60-like
Exons: 2
Coding region: 1-627 (208 amino acids)
Source: RefSeq, a predicted model, not a curated record
AUGGAGCCAAACGCAAGGACGGCGGAGACAAGAUAUAAUUUAACGACGUUGGACGGGGAUGAAGUUACGACGUUCGAAUCACUCCAAUUCACCGAUGAAAUCCACCGUUUGAUUUCGGCUCCGCCAACUGAUAACGCCAGUUCCUUCACGGCUCUGCUUGAACUACCGUCUCCACAAGCAAUUGAGCUUCUUUACUCUUCUGAAUCAUCGAAGCUUAUCCCUUCUUUGCCUCCGAACGUUGAAGAUUUCAAAGACAACUUCCAUUUUGCUUUGAAUACUUGUUUGAUUGAACGAGAUGCGAGGUUUUCUACAGAAGUUAAUAACAACAAUGAGAGUGAGAAGAGUAAGUCACAUGAGUCGAAAAAAUUAAGCACGAAUCUUGAGAAGGCGAUAAAGAGUGAGCCGGCGGAGACUGAGUCAUCCCAAUCGUUGGUUUCUGAUCCAACAUUAGACAAGCAGAAUAUCAAGAGAAAUGAUGGAGAAAAUAAGGUUAAAGGGUCAACAAAGAAAAGCAAAACUGCGGUGAAUGAGAGCUCAGAGAACGCCCAGAAGUUGCCUUACGUUCACGUGAGAACAUGUCGGGGACAAGCAACGGAUAGCCAUAGCCAUAACUUUUUUAUAUAUUAA